CGUGAUUGAAAACGUCUAUUUAAAAACAGAACCGAAAGCAAUGAGUACAUAGCCCAGAAAAUCCAUCUCUCAGGCGCCUCGUCAAAUUCAAACCCUUAUCAGCGUGUCAAGCAGUGGACAGGAAGAAUGUGGCGUUUGGUUUGUCUGUGUUUCGUCGCUGCACUGGCAAGCAGCUGGGCUAGACCGCGUCUCCCUCCUCUCUCGAAUGAAAUGGUGAACUACAUUAACAAGGCCAACACCACAUGGAUGGCUGGCCACAACUUUCACAAUGUGGACUACAGCUAUGUGCAGAAGCUGUGUGGUACUCUACUGAAAGGACCGAGGCUCCCCAUCACGGUGCAGUAUGCUGGGGAUAUGGCACUGCCUGAUAACUUUGACUCACGUGAGAACUGGCCUAACUGCCCCACCAUCAAAGAGAUCAGGGACCAGGGCUCAUGCGGUUCCUGCUGGGCUUUUGGUGCUGCUGAGGCCAUGUCUGACCGCGUGUGCAUUCACAGCGAUGGCAAAGUGAGUGUGGAGAUUUCCUCUGAGGACCUGCUGACCUGCUGCGAGUCCUGUGGGAUGGGGUGCAAUGGUGGCUACCCAUCUGCAGCAUGGGACUUCUGGACCACUGAGGGGCUGGUGUCGGGCGGACUCUACAACUCUCAUAUUGGCUGCCGUCCCUACACCAUUGAGCCCUGUGAGCACCAUGUGAAUGGUUCUCGACCCCCGUGCACUGGAGAGGGUGGUGACACGCCCAGAUGUACGAAGAAAUGUGCCGAUGGAUACACCCCUGCCUACAAAGCUGAUAAACACUUUGGGAAGACCUCCUACAGUGUGGGAGCGAGUGAGAAGCAGAUUAUGAGGGAGAUCUCUGAAAAUGGGCCAGUAGAGGGCGCCUUCUCUGUCUACGAGGACUUCCUGCUGUACAAGGGUGGAGUGUACCAGCAUGUGACUGGGUCUGAGGUCGGAGGUCAUGCUAUUAAGGUCCUUGGCUGGGGAGUAGAUAACGGCACCCCCUACUGGCUGUGUGCUAACUCCUGGAACACUGAUUGGGGCGAGAAUGGCUUUUUCAGAAUCCUCAGAGGAUCAGAUCAUUGUGGCAUCGAGUCUGAGAUUGUUGCAGGCAUCCCUGCAUAAAAUGUCCUGUGGUUGGUGAAGACUGAGGGUGAGGCGGCUGCUACUGCACUCACUGCGCCCUCCACCCUGUAGAGACAUCCACUUAAAACACUGCCCAACCGCUGUACUGUAGGUGACAUGUGACUUGACUUGUGGCUUAAGGCUUAGUGCUGCCUGAUGCAGAGUUGGACACUUUGUUUCUUAGUAUUCAUUACAAUGUGGCCUUUUUUAAAUGGCUUCAGACAUGCUACACAUUUGUUUUAAUUUUAAGAGUGAUUUUUAUUGAGUGUGUGUGAGUGAAUAGUACUGAAUUGGAACUAUGUGAACAGGGUCUUUUACUUUGCACAAUUGAACCACUAGAAUAAGAGUCAUUGUAGUAUUGCAACUAUUGUGGAUAUCAAACAUGCUUGUUCUGACCUGAUUUAUAGAUCAAACGGUGUCUGUGUUGAUGAUUUUUUAUAUGUAAUAUUUUUUAAAAAUGCUCAUCUAAAUCAUCAUGAUGAUGGUGUGUUUUAUAAGUUAGUAUUUCUUUUGAAAUUGGGUUGCAGGGCUUGGAUUUGUACAUUGCAGUUUUUAUUUCUGUGAAUAAAUACAAUUCUCUCUAAA
Molecule: messenger RNA, 1704 nt
Organism: Alosa alosa (allis shad)
Lineage: Eukaryota; Metazoa; Chordata; Actinopteri; Clupeiformes; Clupeidae
Gene: ctsba
Product: cathepsin Ba
Exons: 10
Coding region: 127-1119 (330 amino acids)
Biological process (GO): regulation of catalytic activity
Cellular component (GO): lysosome
Molecular function (GO): cysteine-type endopeptidase activity
Source: RefSeq, a predicted model, not a curated record